AUUCGACGUAUUUUUAACGCUCACUGGAUUUAUAAGUAGAGAUUUUUUGUGUCUCACAAAAACAAAAAAAUCAUCGUGAAACGUUCGAAGGCCAUUUUCUUUGGACGACCAUCGGCGUUAAGGAGAGAGCUUAGAUCUCGUGCCGUCGUGCGACGUUGUUUUCCGAUCUGUUGCGUUUCUUCUGUUUUCUGUUAUGAGUGGAUGCGUUUUCUUGUGAUUCGCUUGUUUGUAAUGCUGGAUCUGUAUCUGCGUCGUGGGAAUUCAAAGUGAUAGUAGUUGAUAUUUUUUCCAGAUCAGGCAUGUUCUCGUAUAAUCAGGUCUAAUGGUUGAUGAUUCUGCGGAAUUAUAGAUCUAAGAUCUUGAUUGAUUUAGAUUUGAGGAUAUGAAUGAGAUUCGUAGGUCCACAAAGGUCUUGUUAUCUCUGCUGCUAGAUAGAUGAUUAUCCAAUUGCGUUUCGUAGUUAUUUUUAUGGAUUCAAGGAAUUGCGUGUAAUUGAGAGUUUUACUCUGUUUUGUGAACAGGCUUGAUCAAAAUGGGGUUGUCAUUCGGAAAGUUGUUCAGCAGGCUCUUUGCGAAGAAAGAGAUGCGUAUUCUGAUGGUUGGUCUCGAUGCUGCUGGUAAGACGACUAUCCUCUACAAGCUCAAACUUGGAGAGAUCGUCACCACUAUUCCAACCAUUGGGUUCAACGUUGAGACUGUUGAAUACAAGAACAUCAGCUUCACCGUGUGGGAUGUUGGGGGUCAAGACAAGAUCCGUCCAUUGUGGAGACAUUACUUCCAGAACACACAGGGACUUAUCUUUGUUGUGGACAGCAAUGAUCGUGACCGUGUUGUUGAAGCCAGGGACGAGCUUCACAGGAUGCUGAAUGAGGAUGAAUUGAGGGAUGCAGUUCUGCUUGUAUUUGCUAACAAGCAAGAUCUUCCCAACGCGAUGAACGCUGCUGAGAUAACUGACAAGCUUGGGCUUCAUUCUCUUCGUCAACGACACUGGUACAUUCAGAGCACAUGUGCCACCUCUGGAGAAGGACUCUAUGAGGGACUUGACUGGCUCUCCAACAACAUCGCAAGCAAGGCAUAG
This is a messenger RNA of Arabidopsis thaliana (thale cress), 1078 nucleotides long. It is a transcript of the gene ARF1A1C, whose product is annotated as Ras-related small GTP-binding family protein. Bases 533 to 1078 code for a protein of 181 amino acids. Lineage: Eukaryota; Viridiplantae; Streptophyta; Magnoliopsida; Brassicales; Brassicaceae. The transcript is spliced from 7 exons. The record is from RefSeq and is marked reviewed. Gene Ontology annotation, cellular component: endosome; Golgi apparatus; early endosome. Gene Ontology annotation, molecular function: phospholipase activator activity; GTPase activity; GTP binding.